Molecule: messenger RNA, 1108 nt
Organism: Carassius carassius (crucian carp)
Lineage: Eukaryota; Metazoa; Chordata; Actinopteri; Cypriniformes; Cyprinidae
Product: macrophage mannose receptor 1-like
Exons: 4
Coding region: 1-1029 (342 amino acids)
Source: RefSeq, a predicted model, not a curated record
AUGCUGUUGGUCACUGACAGUAUCAAAGCUCUCUGCUCUGUAUCUGAAUGUGUUCAGCAUCAGUAUCACUUUAUAAAUGAGAAGAAGAACUGGACUGAAGCUCAGAAAUACUGCAGAGAGAAAUACACAGAUCUGGCCACCACUGAUGACAUGAACGACAUGAAGGAGCUGAACAAGAGUGUGACUGAUAGAAGUCUUCAGUAUGUCUGGAUUGGGCUGCAGAAGACGGGUCGUGAAGAAUGGCAUUGGUCUUCAGGUGAACCUGUGCUCUAUCUGAACUGGGCUCCUGGACAACUAGAAGAUAAAGGAGAAGAGUGUGCAAACACAGGACUCGUCCUUGUCAAUCAGAUGAUGAAUUGGAGAGACGCUCAGAGUUACUGCAGACAGAAUCACAUUGAUCUGGUCAGUGUGAAAAACCAGAAUGAGAAUCAACAGGUUCAGAAGAUCAUCAGUGAUAAUAACUCAUCUGGAUUAUGGAUCUGGAUCGGUCUGUUCAGAGACUCAUGGCAGUGGCCAGAUCAGAGUGACUCCUCAUUCAGAUACUGGAAAACUGGUCAACCUGAUAAUCAUGGAGGUCGUGAAGGCUGUACAGUGGUUGAAAUGAAUGCUCAGGGCCAAUGGCAUGAUGUCCCUUGCACCAACAAGUAUACUUUUGUGUGUCAUGAAGAUAAGCUGAUUCUGAUCAAGGAGAAUCUGACGUGGUCUGAAGCUCUGAGAUACUGCAGACAGAAUCAUGUGGAUCUGCUCUCGGUUCAUUCAGAAGAGAUUCAGCGUUGUGUGAUGAACGUGGUUAAACGAGCGUCUACUGCGGCGGUGUGGAUGGGUUUACACAACUACUGCGUCAUGAACAUGUGGCUCUGGCUGAGUGGAGAGGUCGUGUGCUAUCAGAACUGGGCUCCAGGGAACGGAACGACACCCGAAAACUGCAAACUAGAGAACAGAAAAGGAGCAGUUCAGUCUGGAGGAGAUCAGCGCUGGAUCAGCCUUCCUGAAUCUCACAAACUCAACUUCAUCUGCAGCAGAAAUUAAGAGCUAAUGUGUUUACUUUAACAGUUUUCAUAGGCCACUUCAUUAUCUUUCUGAUUUACUUUUAUGUUUUUUAUUUUUA